Molecule: messenger RNA, 2293 nt
Organism: Corylus avellana
Lineage: Eukaryota; Viridiplantae; Streptophyta; Magnoliopsida; Fagales; Betulaceae
Product: cactus-binding carboxy-terminal, cactin
Biological process (GO): mRNA cis splicing, via spliceosome
Cellular component (GO): spliceosomal complex; cytoplasm
Molecular function (GO): protein binding
Source: RefSeq, a predicted model, not a curated record
CAAUUUGGGAUUUAACAGUACUAAUCGAUUUCAAGGAACCAGACUCUGAAACGUUUCGCCGCAAAAAACAAAUGGGUUCUCGUGGGCGAAGUAGUAAGAGCGACAAGGACAAAACGUCGUCGUCCUCAAAGAGACGCGGAAGCAGGCGAUCCGAUGACUCGGAAUCCGAGUCCGAGUCCGACGACUCGUACAGCAGAGACGUGUCGCCGGAGGCACGGGGCUCCGGAAAGCGCAAGGAACGAAGCAGCAGCAGACGCCGGAGCCGCCGGAGCUCUUCGCGCAAUCGGGAUUCGGACGACGGCGAUUCCUACGACAGCGACGAUGACCGUGACCGAAGCAAGCGGAAGAAGAGGUCCUCGAGGAACGUCACGGAAGAAGAAAUCAACGAGUACAUGUCUAAGAAGGCGAAGAAGAAGGCAAUGCGAGUUGCGAAGAAGCUGAAAGAGCAGACGGUUUCUGGCUAUUCGAAUGAUUCGAAUCCCUUUGGCGAUUCCAAUCUCAAUGAGAAAUUUGUAUGGGGUAAGAAGAUUGAGCGUGAUGUUUCCCAAGGUGUGCCGCUUGACGAGUUUUCAGCUAAAGCUGAGAAAAAGAGACAGAGAGAACGGAUGGCAGAGAUUGAAAAGGUGAAAAAGAGAAGGGAGGAAAGGGCUAUUGAAAAGGCACAACAUGAGGAAGAAAUGGCAAUGUUAGCCAGAGAACGUGCCCGGGCUGAGUUUCAGGACUGGGAGAAGAAAGAAGAAGAGUUUCAUUUUGAUCAAAGCAAAGUGAGGUCAGAGAUUAGACUGCGUGAAGGGCGUACCAAGCCUAUUGAUGUUCUUUACAAGCAGCUCAAUGGCUCUGAAGAUAUUGAUAUAGAAAUAAAUGAACCGUACAUGGUCUUCAAGGGCUUGACUGUAAAAGAAAUGGAAGAGCUUCGUGAUGACAUCAAAAUGCAUUUGGACUUGGACAGGGCAACACCAACACAUGUAGAGUACUGGGAGGCCCUUUUGGUGGUCUGUGACUGGGAGCUAACUGAAGCUCAGAAAAAGGACGCACUGGAUCGCGCUAGGGUGCGUGGGGAAGAACCGCCUGCUGAGUUGCUUGCUGAAGAAAGGGGUCUGCAUUCCAGUAUUGAAGCAGAUGUCAAGAAUCUCUUGCAAGGAAAAACUUAUACCGAAUUAGAGGCAUUGCAGUCCCAGAUUGAGUCACAGAUGCGUUCUGGCACAGCGAAGGUAGUUGAGUACUGGGAGGCUGUUCUUAAACGCCUCCAUAUAUACAAGGCCAAGGCUUGUUUGAAGGAAAUUCACACUAAAAUGUUGAUGAAGCAUCUGCAACGCCUUGAGCAACCUUUGGAGAGUGAAAAUAUAUUGGAGUCUGAUCAUGAUUUAAAACUGAAAGAGGAUGACAGUGAGCAUGAUGAUGUUAAUGAUGCUCAAACAUUCUCUCCAGAACCCAUAAAGGAAGAGACUUAUGAGGAUGAGCAAGAGGCUGGUUCAUUUUCACCAGAACUGUUGCACGGUGAUGAAAAUGAAGAAGCAGUUGACCCUGAAGAGGACAGGGCUAUGCUGGAAAUGAAACGUAUGGCUGUUGUGAAAGAACAGCAAAGACGGAUUCAAGAAGCCUUGGCAUCAAAGCCAGCUCCAUCAGAAGAUAAUUUAGAGCUGAAGGCCAUGAAAGCGAUGGGAUCCAUGGAUGAAGGGGAUGCAAUAUUUGGCUCUGGUGCUGAAGUGAACCUGGACUCUCAGGUGUAUUGGUGGCAUGACAAGUACCGACCAAGGAAGCCGAAAUAUUUCAACCGCGUCCACACAGGAUAUGAGUGGAAUAAAUACAAUCAGACUCACUAUGAUCACGACAACCCGCCUCCAAAGAUUGUGCAAGGUUAUAAAUUUAAUAUCUUCUAUCCAGACCUUGUUGACAAGAUAAAGGCUCCACAUUACACUCUUGAGAAGGAUGGGAGCAACGGUGAGACAUGCAUUAUAAGGUUCCAUGCAGGGCCACCUUAUGAGGACAUCGCUUUUCGGAUUGUAAACAAGGAAUGGGAAUAUUCUCAUAAAAAGGGCUUUAAGUGCACAUUUGAACGUGGUAUAUUGCACGUGUAUUUCAACUUCAAACGCUACCGUUAUCGUCGGUGACAUGCGGCUAGUUUUGCGACUUUUUUCCUCUGGAAGCUUUGAAUUGCCUAUGGCAAGGCCGGUCAAGAUAUCUCAAAUGUAUUUAAAGUUAAUACAAAACCAAUUUUGUGUUGCAAGUAUGAUUUCAUGUUAGUUUUACAGAAACCUUUCCAUCAGUAUAUGUUUCAUUUACUUUUGGUGUA